Tachyglossus aculeatus (Australian echidna) is the source of this 1500-nucleotide messenger RNA. RefSeq names its product proline-rich protein 2-like. The transcript is spliced from 4 exons. The record is from RefSeq and is a predicted model, not a curated record. Bases 1 to 1500 code for a protein of 499 amino acids. Lineage: Eukaryota; Metazoa; Chordata; Mammalia; Monotremata; Tachyglossidae.
AUGCCGGACUCGAGCCCCGCCCCUCUGAGGGACACGCCCCCGGCUCCGCCCCCCAGAGCGCGUGCGCCGGCCUCGCGCCCCGCCCACCGAAGCGACUCGCGCCCCAGCUCCGCCCCCAAACGCGCGUGCGCGGCGCCCCCAAGCGAGGCCCACUUGAGGGACACGCCCCCGGCUCCGCCCCCCAUAGCGCGUGCGCCGGCCUCGCGCCCCGCCCACCUAAGCGCCUCGCGCCCCAGUUCCGCCCCCAAGCGCGCGUCUGCCGGCCUCGAGCCCCGCCCACCUGAGGGACACGCCCCCGGCUCCGCCCCCCAUAGCGCGUACGCGGGCAUCGAGCCCCGCCCACCUGAGGGACACGCCCCCGGCUCCGCCCCCUGGAGCAGCGCGUGCGCCGGCCUCGAUCCCCGCCCACCUGAGGGACACGCCCCCGGCUCCGCCCCCAAGUGCGCGUGCGCCGGCCUCGCGCUCCGCUCCGCCCCCAAGCUUCUGUGCGCCGGCCUCGCGCCCCGCCCACCUGAGGGACACGCCCCCGGCUCCGCCCCCCAGAGCGCUUGCGUCGGCCUCGAGCCCCGCCCAUCUGAGCGCCUCGCGCCCCCGGCUCCGCCCCCAAGCACGCGUUGGCGGGCCUCACCCCUCCCCUCCGACUCCGGCCCCGCCCCCAAGCCCCGCCCACCCGAGGGACUCGCCCCCGGCUCCGCCCCCAAGCGCGCAUGCGCCGGCCUCGAGCCCCGCCCAUCUGAGGGACACGCCCCCGGCUCCGCCCCCCAGAGCGCGUGCGCCGGCCUCGAGCCCCGCCCAUCUGAGCGCCUCGCGCCCCCGGCUCCGCCCCCCAGAGAGCGUGCGCCGGACUCGAGCCCCGCCCAUCUGAGGGACACGUCCCCGGCUCCGCCCUCAAGGGCGCGUGAGCCGGCCUCGAGCCCCGGCUCCUCCCGCAAGCGCGCGUGCGCGGGCCUCACCCCUCCCCUCCGACUCCGGCCGCGCCCCAAGCCCCGCCCACCUAAGGAACACGCCCCCGGCUCCUCCCCCAAGCGCGCGUGCGCGGGCCACGAGCCCCGCCCAUCUGAGGGCCUCGCGCCCCAGCUCCGCCCCCUAGCGCCCCAGCUCCGCCCCCUAGCGCGCGUGCGCGGGCCUCUCGCCCCGCCCAUCUUAGGGCCUCGCGCCCCAGCUCCGCCCCUAAGCGCGCGUGCGCGGGCCUCGAGCCCCGCCCACCUGAGGGACACGCCCCCGGCUCCGCCCCCCAGAGCGCGAGCGCCGGCCUCGAGCCCCGCCCACCUGAGGGACACAACCCCUGGCUCCGCCCCCAGAGCGCGUGCGCCGGUCACGCGCUUCGGCUCCGCCCCCAAUUGCGCGUGCGCGGGCCUCGCGCCCCGCCCCCUGAGGGACAUGCCCUCGGAUCCGGCCCCCCAGAGCGCAUGCGCGGGCUUCGCGCCCCGCCCGUCCGAGGGCCUGAGGCCUGGUCAUGAGUCCUCAGGAAAUUAUUUUCUGUUUAUUCUGAUGACUUGA